Molecule: messenger RNA, 2215 nt
Organism: Eptesicus fuscus (big brown bat)
Lineage: Eukaryota; Metazoa; Chordata; Mammalia; Chiroptera; Vespertilionidae
Gene: KCND2
Product: potassium voltage-gated channel subfamily D member 2
Exons: 7
Coding region: 1-1896 (631 amino acids)
Biological process (GO): protein homooligomerization; potassium ion transmembrane transport
Cellular component (GO): membrane; voltage-gated potassium channel complex
Molecular function (GO): A-type (transient outward) potassium channel activity; protein binding; voltage-gated monoatomic ion channel activity involved in regulation of postsynaptic membrane potential
Source: RefSeq, a predicted model, not a curated record
AUGGCUGCAGGGGUCGCAGCAUGGCUGCCCUUUGCAAGGGCGGCGGCCAUCGGGUGGAUGCCCGUGGCCUCGGGCCCCAUGCCAGCUCCCCCGAGGCAGGAGAGGAAAAGGACUCAGGACGCUCUCAUUGUGCUGAACGUGAGUGGCACCCGCUUCCAGACGUGGCAGGACACCCUGGAACGGUACCCAGACACCCUGCUGGGCAGCUCCGAGCGGGACUUUUUCUACCACCCGGAGACGCAGCAGUAUUUUUUCGACCGUGACCCAGACAUCUUCCGCCACAUCCUGAACUUCUACCGCACGGGGAAGCUGCACUACCCGCGCCACGAGUGCAUCUCGGCCUACGACGAGGAGCUGGCCUUCUUCGGCCUCAUCCCCGAGAUCAUCGGCGACUGCUGCUACGAGGAGUACAAGGACCGCCGGCGGGAGAACGCCGAGCGCCUGCAGGACGACGCGGACUCGGACAGCACGGGCGAGAACGCGCUGCCCACCAUGACCGCGCGCCAGAAGGUCUGGCGGGCCUUCGAGAACCCCCACACCAGCACGAUGGCCCUGGUGUUCUACUACGUCACCGGGUUCUUCAUCGCCGUGUCCGUGAUCGCGAACGUGGUGGAGACGGUGCCGUGCGGGUCCAGCCCGGGGCACAUCAAGGAGCUGCCCUGCGGGGAGCGGUACGCGGUGGCCUUCUUCUGCCUGGACACCGCCUGCGUCAUGAUCUUCACGGUGGAGUACCUGCUGCGCCUGGCCGCCGCCCCCAGCCGCUACCGCUUCGUCCGGAGCGUCAUGAGCAUCAUCGACGUGGUGGCCAUCCUGCCUUACUACAUUGGGCUGGUCAUGACGGACAACGAGGACGUGAGCGGGGCCUUUGUCACCCUCCGGGUCUUCCGUGUCUUCCGCAUCUUUAAGUUUUCCCGCCACUCGCAAGGCCUGCGCAUCCUGGGCUACACCCUGAAGAGCUGUGCAUCCGAGUUGGGCUUCUUGCUCUUCUCGCUCACCAUGGCUAUCAUCAUUUUCGCCACGGUUAUGUUCUACGCAGAGAAGGGGUCUUCCGCCACCAAGUUCACCAGCAUUCCGGCGGCCUUCUGGUAUACCAUUGUCACCAUGACAACACUAGGGUAUGGUGACAUGGUACCAAAAACCAUAGCAGGGAAGAUUUUUGGAUCCAUUUGCUCGUUGAGUGGGGUCUUGGUCAUUGCUCUGCCUGUUCCAGUGAUUGUAUCCAACUUCAGUCGGAUCUACCACCAAAAUCAACGAGCAGACAAAAGGAGGGCACAAAAGAAAGCCAGACUCGCCAGGAUACGGGCAGCCAAAAGCGGAAGUGCAAAUGCUUACAUGCAAAGUAAACGGAAUGGUUUGCUCAGUAAUCAACUGCAGGUACCAGGAACACCAUAUAGUGCCUUUGUCAGCAAAUCCGGCUCCAGCUUUGAAAGCCAGCACCACCACCUGCUUCACUGCUUGGAAAAGACCACGAAUCACGAGUUUGUGGAUGAACAAGUGUUUGAAGAAAGUUGCAUGGAGGUUUCGACUGUUCAUCGUCCUUCAAGUCAUAGUCCCUCUCUGUCCUCACAACAAGGAGUCACCGGCACUUGCUGUUCCCGACGACACAAAAAAACUUUCCGCAUCCCAAGUGCCAACGUAUCAGGAAGCCAUCGAGGCAGUGUGCAAGAACUCAGUACCAUUCAGAUCAGAUGCGUGGAGAGAAACCCGCUAUCUAACAGCCGAUCCAGUUUAAAUGCCAAAAUGGAAGAAUGUGUUAAACUAAACUGUGAACAACCUUAUGUGACUACAGCAAUAAUAAGCAUCCCAACACCUCCAGUAACCACUCCCGAAGGAGAUGACAGGCCAGAAUCUCCCGAGUACUCAGGAGGAAACAUUGUCAGAGUGUCUGCUUUGUAGACAGUUGGAAUCAGGUCUAGGGGAAUUUGAGCCCUGGCUGUGGAGAGAAUUCCAAUGUGGAAGAAAGAAGACAAGAUAAACAUUUUGCAGCUGGAAACGGCAAAGCAAGAAGGUUGGUAGUGACAUAAAAACAAAGCUUCCAAACUAGAGGAUGGAAAUAAAACCACCAAAUGGCAUUUCUUUAGAGUUUGACCUGUUGUACCGAGGAAUAGUCUGUGGCCCUUUGGCUUUGUGAAUGAGCACAAUGAAAUGCCGCCUAUUGAUGCUUCUUAUGACCAGAACUCUUUUAUAAUAAAAUAAAAUAAAUCUUUGAACCUAA